Molecule: messenger RNA, 4600 nt
Organism: Coregonus sp. 'balchen'
Lineage: Eukaryota; Metazoa; Chordata; Actinopteri; Salmoniformes; Salmonidae
Source: the annotation of a GenBank genome assembly
AUGUCAAGGAAAAAGGAAGUCCAAAUUCAGGUAAGGUUAGUCUACAGCUUAGCUAACUCCCAACACAUUUUUCUUGUUGUUCUUCAGCAGUAAAGUAACAGUAGCCACCAGUCAUUAUUUGAAAUAAAUGUGUCUACAGUACUUUACAUUGUCCUUUUUUUAAUAUCAUUGUACAGAUUGAAAUAUCUUCUGAAGAACAAUGGGAGGAAGCAUUGUCAGGCCCAGGACUUCUUGGUAGGCAGCUUUCAAAGGUUGUCACAUAGUAAAUAUGAGCUGGACUUGCUGUAAUUAGUGGUCAUGCUCAGUCAGAUAAUGAACUAAGUAGCUGCCAGGCUGCUGUAGUUUUGAUAUGAGGAGUAAUAUGCUGAUAUCCAUGUUUGUAGUUAUAGAUGUCUACCAGAGAUGGUGUGGGCCAUGCAAGGCUGUGCAGAACAUCUUCAGAAAAUUGAGGAGUGAAUAUGGAGAUGACAUGUUGCGCUUCGCUGUGGUAAGUUAUGGCAUUUUUAGCUAUCAUCACCAUCAGAUUCUGAUCCUGGUACACUUCUGGUACCCUGUUUCGGAACCCUGCGCAUUAAAACCUAGCCAAACUAAUUCUGGUACCUGCCUGUGUGUGGGCGGUCCAUGAUCCAGACCCUACCAGAACAGUAGCCUGGAUGGAGGUCCAAUGUCAACACCUGGGUCGUGUUUAUUAGGGCAUGCAACGGAAAACUUUUGAGAAAGUUUUUCAACAGAAAACUAAAAAAAGGGUGUUUCCAGGUCCCUCCAUGUUUCAGUCUUUUUUCUUCCUUUUGUUGUGCAAUGAACACAACUUCCGUCUGGGCCUCUGGAAAUCCAUACUCUUUUUGAAAAAGAAACUGCAAUAAAUUGUCAUAAGUGUCCUGUUUAACUCACUUUCAGGGGGAGGCCAACAGUUUACUUGAGUUAAGUUCACUUAAAGGGAAAUGUCAACCGGUCUUCCUUUUCUACUCUGUAAGUAUUGAGCUUAUAAGAGCACCAUAAUAUUGUCAUGAUCUUAUAUCACUGAAUGUCACGUUACAGACAGUGUAAUUUCUUAUGGAUCAGAACAGUUUGACAGAUGUUAUGACAUAUGACAUGUCACUUACCCACUAACACAAGGCUGUGUUAGGACACCUGUCAUAACUAUAUCAUAACCAUGAGAAGUUUCCAAAAAUAUCCUGUUGUUUGUUGGUGUAAUAUACUAUUUUGACAUUUGUGCUAAGAGUAAACCUUUCAUUUGGCAUCGUGGUCUGCUCUGCUGUUUCAGGGUGGUGCAUUGGUAUCAAUAGUAAGAGGAGUCAAUGGGCCUCUUCUACAAAAAACUAUGUUGGAACUGGUGGAUCAAGAGAAGAAGAAGCAAAAACUGGGCUCAAAUUAUGUACCUGAAGUAAGUGGUUCCUAACAUUGUCACCUGAAAGGGGUCUGCAGUCUGGUAUACUGAUUAGCAUUUUGUAACCACCAUCAAACUUUCAAAUAGGUCCAAGAACUUUUCUUAGAGAACAAUCAUCAAGAAAGAAAAAAGCCUCCACCUACCCAAAAUGACAACAUAGAAAUUGACGGUAUGUCACCAAUUUCACUGCUAGAAUGCUGCUACAUCGUUUCUUACUGUAUGUACAUAUUUUAGUUUUAAAUUUGUCAUGAUAUUAAAUGGUUUGGGUAAGUUUGAAUGGAGAGGAUUUGAGGAAGUCUUGUGUGUGCCAUUAGAUCAUGGUACAUACCAUGUGGUCAUCAUAAAGCCAGAUGCUGUAGCAGGAGGUCAAGUGGAAGGAAUCAUCCAAAAAGUAAGGUGUUUACGUCUUAGUGCUUCACAUUCAAUUCUUAUAGUCUCUCCUUGUUCAUGUUAUUGCAUUUUACUUCAAUAAUGAUAUAAUGGCCACAAUUAACUCACAAAUGUAUUGUUUGUGCGUAGGCUUUAGAUGCUGGUUUUUCAAUUGUAGCGGAGGAGGAGAGGGUGUUGGAUGAAGAGCAGAUUCAUGCUUUUUUUAAGGAGAAAGCCGGAGAGGUGAGUGAAAGCAAGAUGAAGAACAUUACUUCUUACUAUGCUGGACUUGUGACAACAAGGAGGGUUCAGUUAACACAAUUGUAUCAGUAUCACCCAAUUGCAUCCAGAUACCUUUGAGCAGAAUUUGUAGUUUAACAACAAGAAAAAAAACAUCCGUUAUUAAAAAAUGUAAUAUAUAAUAUAUACACUAUCUGACUAGAGUGCUUUUUUUUUGUCUAGCCAGCGUUUGUGAAGGCCAUGUCUAGUGGGCCUGUCCACGCCCUGAUUCUGUCCAAGGGAGACAAAGUGGGUGAAGGAGAGUCUCGCUCAUUGACAGCUAUCAUAGAUCCUGAACACGCUGAGCUCAUCCAGGCAAAGAAAAGGUUUGGAUUCUCACUGCAGUUUGCGGACUAGAUGAAACAUUAUACAUGCAUGAUGCACAAUUGUACCGCAUCAGGCAGCCAAUUGCGGAUUUGAGGGGUUUGAUUAAACGCACCAGAAAUCAGCUAAUAUUUCCUUGUUCCUUUCUCUUAAACCUCUAAAAAAAUGUUGUUUUUUCAAGCCAAAUGAAUACAAAGUAUGUGUGUUUUGGGUGAUCUCUCUUAGGUCAAAGGUGGUCAAGGAGGUGGAUCUGGGCAUGUCAGACAGCAGCACUGAGAUGGCCAGCAGGCAACUGGCAUACUUCUUUCCCACCUUUGAUUUUUCUUCAGAGACGCAUGCUGGAUCCAAUGCAAGGAUUGAAAAGACUCUUGCUCUUAUUCGUCCAAGUCUUCUCAGAGAGAAAAAAGGUAUCUUCUACUUUUAUGUUUUACAUUUUAUGCCAGAACUAAGUCCUAGAUCCUUUUCUGAAACAGGGAGCUGGUUUCAAAAAGUGGUUCAAAUGUUCUUAGAGUUGCAUUUUUCUGUGAACAUAUUCUAAAGUCACUUAUUAUUAUUGUUUAGUAAUACUAGUCAUGCCAAUGUGUACCCUGUUGCUCCACCUGUUAAUUUCUGUACCUACUGACUGAGAUUCUGGUUUGCUUUUUAACAUGACCAGAUGAGAUCUUGAAGACGAUCCAUGACUCUGGCUUCCAGAUAGCAAUGCAGAGGGAGGUAACCCUCAGUGAGGACCAGGCCAAAGAGUUCUACAAGGAGCAUGAGGGCACUGACUUUUUCCCAUGUCUAAUUAACCAUAUGACCAGGUGACAAACUCCCACAGUAAUUUGCUUAGUAGUGAUGUGGCAUGCUGAAUGACAAAAUAAGAUUGAUAGAUGAUAAAAUAUGCACUGUUUACAGUGACCAAAUGUAAGGUAAACGAUUGGCUACUGAUUGUGGCGAAUUGACAGCUUGAACUUUCUGACAGAAGUGUUUUGUUUCCCUUGUUGAAUCGCAGUGGCCCCGUGUUGGCUUUGGCUUUGACUCGAGAGGACGCAAUCCAACACUGGAGAGGUUUACUGGGUCCAAAAGUAUUGGAUGUGGCCAAAGAAAGAUCCCCUGAAAGGUAGCAACUGGGGAAACACUUCAUUUGGCUAGUCCUAGUUCAUUUCAUAUUAUUUAUGUAUGUUCUAUUAACUGUCUCUCUCAUAUCGCCACUGUAAUUGUGCUUUAUUCCUAGUCUGCGAGCCCAGUUUGCCAUCGACAAUGUGACCAUCAACCAGCUUCAUGGCAGCUCCACUCCCGAGGAGGCUCAGAGAGAUCUCAACUGCUUUUUCCCCACAGAGCACACACUGGCCGUGAUCAAACCUGACUCUACACAAGAACACAAAGGUACAGUACCUGGGUCUCUGUCCUGACUUAAUGGUUAUUGAUCCAGGCAACGUCAAUAUGUUUGCCCCAUUAUGGAUAGAUGGUUAUUAUAGGUUGUUUCGGUUUGAAUGUAUUUAAAGUACUCUUACAACAAAUAAACUUGCAAAUUGUUGCUUUAAAGAGACAAGUAUUGUUUCUGUCAUGACGUUGAAUGUCAAUGAAAAUUGUGGUUGUUGAUCUUUAUUUCAGAUACCAUUAUGAAUCGAAUUAAAGAGGCUGGGUUUAGUAUUUCACAAGUGAAAGAAACCAAACUGACACGAGAGAUGGCAGAGGAGUUCUACAAAGAUCACAAAGGGAAGGACUUCUUUAAUAACCUGGUUGACUACAUGUCACAGUGAGUUGACAUUUUCUUUAACACAUUCAAGACCCACAAUCAUUUGAGAUUAUGGUUUGCUAGAAUGAAACUUCAGUCUUGACCAGGGUUAGGAUCUAUUCUAUUCCAUUUUAUGAGAUUCAUUGACAAUCUUAUUUAUCAAUUGAAAAGUGCAAUUUCUUUUCAAUGAGAAAUUUUAAUUUUAAUUUACUUCCUAAAUUUAUCAAAUUUAAAUUGAAUUGACCCCAACCCUGGUCUUGACAUGGCAUCAGCUUUAACGGCCAAAUUGAUUUAUCUUUUGUAGAGGUCCAUCUAUCAUGAUGAUCCUGAGCAAAGAAAACGCUAUCGCAGAAUGGAGAGAGAUGAUGGGGCCUGCCGAUCCUGAACAGGCCAAGCAAGUCAAACCCGACUCUCUACGUGCACAGUUUGCCAAGAGCAUCUUGGAGAACGCCGUGCACGGCUCGUCCAAUGUCCAGCACGCCAUGGACAAUAUCAAGUUCAUUUUUGGGGAUAUCCCAUUAUAA